CUUUGGCUCACGGCGCUAAGGUGGAGCCAAUUUUUAGCGUCUCAAUCUGCUGAACUGUUCGAUAUUAGAGACGAAUUUCUAAAUAAUCAUAGACAGAUACUUCAAAUUUUGUAAUAUAGAUUUUUUUGUUGAAACCCUAGACAGACAUCGUACCAAACCGGUACCGAUAACUUGUAUUCAGCCAUAAUAACUUGAUUGAAGAAGAAUUUAUGUAGAUUUUUACUUUAGGUUUUGUGCUAGCAUCGUAAACAGCUUUGCGCCUACGAUAACUAUUUGUGAUAAAAAUCGACUUAAGUUAUACAACUAGAACUAUUUUAACUUUUAAUUUGUUGAAUGUUAUCUAUUACACAGUGAAAUUGACUUUUUCUAGCUACAUGUUGGCAAUAAAAUUGUCAUUGUUAUAAUGAAAUCGAAUAAAGACCAAACAAGUUAUGCGGAAGUGAAUACUGAUGAAGGUUAUGAAGCUCAAGGUUAUGGAAAUAAUUCGAAAUCAUCAUGGACUCCUUUCUUUAGACAGUUGCUGUUUAGUAGUACAAUUUGGACUCUUUAUUUUUUAUAUGGUUUACAUAUUGGAGCACCAACUGUACUUAUUGCACAGUUAAGGAGAGAAUCAAAAUCACCAUCGGAUAUUGAUGAUGAAAUGGCAUCAUGGAUUACAUCAAUUGUCACGUUUGGAGCACUACCUUGGGUAUUUCUUUUACCGAUGAUUUCACAGUUUAUGGGAAGGAAGAAAACUUUCAUAUUUAUUUACCUGAGCUGCUUUGUUGGGUUCUUAGUUCUUUAUUUGUGUAAAAAUUUAACACAGCUUUUGAUCGGUGAAAUCGUUUUGGGCAUAGUACUGGGGUGCUUACAUGCUAUUGGCCCUUUAACGAUAAAUGAAUAUGUGUCACCAAAGUAUCGAGGAAUAUUCAUGACUAUUAAAUCUGCGUCUUCAUACUGGGGCAUGUGGGUUUCAAAUGUUAUUGGAACGUUUAUGGAUUGGAAAAAUAUUGUAAUUUUAGCAUUUAUGUGUAACAUUUAUACCAUAACAGUUUUGAUCUGGCCGGAAUCACCUUAUUGGUUAGCACAGAAUGGAAAAGUCAUAGAAUGCAUGAAAUCACACAGAUGGUUAAAAGGAAACUCAAUGGAGGCAGAAAAAGAACUCGAAAAUAUUAUACGUUCCUUUAAAUGUCAAGAACAGUCCAACGUAAAGUCAAUAUUCUCAAAAGAGUAUUUGUUCACUUUGUACAAAACGUUAUCGUGUAAAGCAUUCUAUAAACCGGUUUCGAUCGCAAGUCUAAUUGUUUUACAAUAUCACUUAUCAGGUAAAUUAGUUUGUAGUAUGUACGCUAUAGAACUACUUAAAAAGAUAACAAAAGAUGAGUCAACUGCUUACAGAGGCAUGUUGAUUUUAGAUGGCAUUACCGUGUUCAGUGUAUACUGUGGCUGCGUUUUAUCACAGUUUUUUAAAAGAAGAACUUAUUUACUUAGUAGUUCCUUAUUCGCCAUAAUUUUCCUGUAUAUACUUAGCCUUUAUUUAUAUCUAACUCGUGAAUCAUUUAUUCCUGAGAACAAUAUUAUAACCAUAUCAUUGUUAGGAUUUUAUUCCGUAGCGGUAAGUGGUGGUCCGAUGAUACUUUUAACAUCUGUUUGUGGUGAGCUCAUUCCUAUCAGAUAUCAAAGAUCUGCCGCCAUCAUUGUCGGCGCGGUCGCUGCGACUGUGAUGAUAAUCACAAUCAAAUCAAGUCUCUUUUUAUUUAAAACUUUAACAUUAGCAGGUACUUUUCUAUGUUUUGCAAUAUUAUCAUCUAUUAUAACGAUUCUUUUGUAUUUAUAUUUGCCUGAAACAAAGGAUAGGACUCCAUUGGAAAUAGAAAAUAAUUUUGUACGAACUUCAAGUUCAAACGAAACAGGUAAAAAUAAUGGUUUGAUGAACCGCUAUAAUUGACACUUUUCAUAAAUAUAACAAAAAUAUUUACUAGUCAAUUAAAAAAAAAUAUAUAUUGCU
Maniola jurtina (meadow brown) is the source of this 1987-nucleotide messenger RNA. Its product is annotated as facilitated trehalose transporter Tret1-like. Gene Ontology annotation, molecular function: transmembrane transporter activity. Gene Ontology annotation, biological process: transmembrane transport. The record is from RefSeq and is a predicted model, not a curated record. Gene Ontology annotation, cellular component: membrane. Bases 404 to 1927 code for a protein of 507 amino acids. The transcript is spliced from 3 exons. Lineage: Eukaryota; Metazoa; Arthropoda; Insecta; Lepidoptera; Nymphalidae.